GCCAGGCAAGUGGCGCGCUCGAGGCCGCCACUGCAACCCACCGGCAGAGAACCGGCCGCGGGCUUUUUGCUCGAGACGAGACGACCGCGACGGCCCUCUGACAGCAGCGGGACGGCCUGCGAGCGGCACGGUCCAAAGUUCAGGAUUUGAAUCUAAGGUGCUCUCCAGAGCUGCUAAAUGGCCGACGCGGGGCCGCCGCAGGCCGCGGACACGCCCAGCACUUCCCCUGAGGUGGGCCCUGACCCCUUCGACGCGGACGCGCUGCGGAAUCUGCAGCGCUUGCUCGACGACGGGGAAAUCGACGCGGACGAGUUCGAGCGCAAGAAGGCCGAGGCCCUCGGUCUGGCGGAGAAUAUCGCGACCGCGGGAGCGCUCUCGCGGCUGCCGGAGGACAUGCUACAAAACGUGCUCAGCUUCCUCGUCUUGAAACAAGACGGCAUCGCCCAGCGCUUCCUCGAAAACGUGAGGGAGAUGCAACGGGGAGUGUUCGAUUUGCUUGAAUCGACCGACGAUGAUGAAGACAAUGAGAACAGUGAUGAGCAUCUGUCUUUUGCCCUGGAUUUGAUACGUGACGGGGACGUUCGUGUGAGAAAGCUUCUCGAAGAUAUAGAUAGCUAUCAAGCGUGGUGGUCGGUGUGCAAAGAUUUUGGGCGCAUUUUCAGGAAGAUGUACCCCGAUCUGCGAUUAGAUUUAGUCAGUUGCCGCCACCGGGACGAUCACAAAAACUCGCCAAGCCGCGCCGUGAAGCUUAAAUGGUCGAGGUGGAUGGAUGAGUUUAACAAGCUGUGCUAUUUCCUUGGGGAAUUACAAGAAAGGAUAUGUUCAAUGAGUGAUGCAGCAGAAAAUUUCAGAAGUGAGCUCAGCGAGUGGCAGACUCCCCACGUGUGGGUUCUUGAGCUCAUGGCCCCGUUUGACGGCCUCGACUUUUUGUUCCCGCACGAGUGUGACUAAAGUUAAUUGUAACAUUCAAA
Molecule: messenger RNA, 971 nt
Organism: Pelagomonas calceolata
Lineage: Eukaryota; Pelagophyceae; Pelagomonadales; Pelagomonadaceae
Source: the annotation of a GenBank genome assembly